Molecule: messenger RNA, 1272 nt
Organism: Perkinsus marinus ATCC 50983
Lineage: Eukaryota; Perkinsozoa; Perkinsida; Perkinsidae
Exons: 12
Coding region: 1-1272 (423 amino acids)
Source: RefSeq, a predicted model, not a curated record
AUGGCGUUCAUCCGCUGCGUUGGUGGUAUCCUCCUCUUGGACGAGGAGGGAAGGCGACUUGCUGCUAAUGCCAACGUGUGCCGUAAGAAGAUUCUCGAGAAGUUGGACUUGGUUUUUCUAAUGAUCGAUGAAGCUGUUGAAAAAGGAGUGGUAUUGGAGACGGAGUCUGAGGUCAUCACAUCGCGGAUCAAGAUGCAGAACGAUGAGGCCUCUACUACUGCUAGCGAGGAUUUGCCUACGAGCUCGACUGCUAGGACGACGACACUGCAGGGUUAUCCUGGAUCGGGUCAAGAGGCCUCAUUCAAGUCGGCAUUGUCGAGCGUCCGUGACCAGAUCGGCAACUUCUUGAGUCGUAUGUCGGGGCUUGGGUUCAUGGCAAUGCAUCCCGAGAUGGCCUCUGCUGCUUAUGGGCUCAAGGAACGGACACAUCGAGGUGAGGUACCGGAUGAAAACCUAAAGUUGCGGUUGACGAUUGUGGAGGAGGUUUCGGGAUUCUCCGAAAACUACAGAUUGAAGGACACAUGUGAUUUGGGGGCAGCCUUUCGGCUUUUUAUUAGUGCCUACGAUAAGGAGCAUGAGGCGGAGCGGAGCAGGAAUGGCCUUAUUGGGAAGUUCGCCUAUACCUAUGCUGGUAAGGCCGUGUACAGCGACCAGCGCCCAUUCGAUAUCAAAAUCAAUAAUGGAGACACUAUCAAGGCAACACGGCAAACGAGGACUUUGACUGGGGACUGUGUUGGUCAGCCAUUCUUGACACUGAUGAUAAAGCAUCCACGUUAUCCCAAUGGUCCCCCUCCUCCAAUGUGUGGGGUGAUAUCAGUAUAUGCUCGCCCUAAGGACGGCAAGCCUGUGGACCCUACAGUCUAUCCUUACUCGUGCGCACCACCUCCGUAUCCUCCUCCUGAUAUCAUAGUACAGCAAGAAUCUGCCAAUACUAGAAUGGAAUAUGUGGACCGUGAGGUGGAAGUGCCAGUAACCAAGGUCGUUCAUAAGAUUAUUGAAAUUCCAGUACCGCAGAAAAGCGUCAACAAACCUGUGGUGAAGACUGUCCAGAAAUUCAUAGAAGUGCCACAAGUAGAGUAUGUUGACAAGUACGUGGAUGUUCCUGUGAAGAAGUACGUUGAUGUGGUUAAAGAGGUCAAGGUGCCUCAGGUCGUAAAAAAGUAUGUCGAGAAGUUGGUCGAGUAUACUCCGCCAAGCUCCUCUAGGACCUCCUCUGAGGCCGCCUCACAAGGCGACCAAUGCGAGGACUGUGGGACAGUGGCUGCUGGCUGA